AUGGAAACUGUAUUUUACAAAAGAGAGCCUGCUAAAAGAGUUUUUGCCAAUCGUAAUCUUCGUUUAGAAAAAAUAAAUUGGUUUGGUUUUGAUAUGGAUUAUACUUUAGCAAUGUAUAAAUCACCAGCAUUUGAAAAUCUUCAAUUUGAAUUAACUGUUAAACGUCUAGUUGAAAUAGGUUACCCUAGUGAAUUUUUAAAUUUUCAAUAUGAUCCUAUCUUUCCAACUAGAGGUUUAUGGUUUGAUUUUACUUAUGGUAAUUUAUUAAAAGUUGAUGAAUUUGGUCAUAUUCUUCGUGGUAUGCAUGGCCUUUGUUGGUUAUCAGCAAAUGAAAUUGAAGAAUUAUAUCCUAAUAAAUUUUUAACUUUAAAUGAACAAAGAGUUUAUGUUUUAAAUACAUUAUUUAAUUUAUCUGAAACUCAUCUUGUGGCACAAAUAAUUGAUUUUUUUGAUAAUAAAAGUGAAUAUCAACAAAAUCCUGAAAAGACUGGUGUUCGUAAUGGUGAUCUUAAUAUGUCAUAUAAAUCAAUUUUUCAAGAUAUACGUAAGGCAGUAGAUUAUGUUCAUUUACAUGGAUCAUUAAAAGAAAUUGUUGUAAAUAAUUUCGAUGAGUAUGUUGAAAGGGAUGAACGUGUAAGAAAAAUGUUAAGUGCGUUGAAAGAGAAUGGAAAGAAAACAUUUCUUUUAACUAAUUCAGAAUAUGGUUAUACUAAUGGAUUAAUGUCUCAAUUAUUAGGUGAAAAUUGGACAUCCUAUUUUGAUAUAACAGUUGUUGAUGCUAGAAAACCAUAUUGGUUUGCUGAAGGUUCUGUUUUUAGAGAAGUUAAUACAAAAACAGGAUCAUUAAAAAUUGGUGUUAGAAAUGGUCCAUUAAGUUCUGAACAUGUUUAUUCUGGUGGUAAUUGUGAAGCAUUUAGAAAAUUAGUUAAAUGUCGUGGUAGAGAUGUUUUAUAUGUUGGUGAUCACAUUUUUGGAGAUGUUUUAAAAUCAAAAAAAAGUCGUGGAUGGCGUACAUUUUUAGUUGUACCAGAACUUGUAAAUGAAUUAAAUGUAUGGACAAAAGGAAGACAACUUUUUGAAAAAAUGGAUAAAAUUGAAUGUUCAUUAGCUGAAGCAUAUAUGACACUUGAUGGAACAACAAAAAGAAAACCUGAAACGGCAUAUCUUUUACAAAAAUUAAAAGAAACAACUAAAGAUAUGGAUGCUGAAUACGGUGUAUUUGGAUCAUUGUUCCGGUUAGGAACUUGUCAAACAUUUUUUGCAUCACAAGUAGAACGUUUUGCAGACAUUUAUGCAUCUAGUUGUGUUAACUUGUUGUACUAUCCAACAUUUUACUUUUUCCGGUCUCCAAUGACAUUAAUGUCACAUGAAUUAACUGUUGAUCAUAGCUCAAUACUUCAUCAUUCUGGUGCUAAAGGAUUUUAUCAUCAAGAUACAUUAGGUGAAAAAGUACGAGGUUGGAAUCGUGGAAAAUCUCUUACAAAAUCUACUACUUUUUGUCAUGAAGAUGAUGAUGAAGAAUUUUUGUCCUCACCAUCUUCAACAGAUCGUGAACAUUGUGAUGAUGAGAAAUCAGACAAUUCAAUAAAUGAAAAAGUAGACGGAACUGAUAAAAAUUUAACUGAAAAUGACUUGACAAAUAAAGACAUUGUCUCUAAACCGGGCAUACAAAUUGACAAUUUAUAA
Messenger RNA from Strongyloides ratti, 1686 nucleotides. Its product is annotated as HAD-superfamily hydrolase, subfamily IG,5'-nucleotidase and Purine 5'-nucleotidase family and HAD-like domain-containing protein. The transcript is spliced from 4 exons. NCBI's taxonomy places the organism in Eukaryota, Metazoa, Nematoda, Chromadorea, Rhabditida, Strongyloididae. The coding region runs from base 1 to 1686 and encodes 561 amino acids. The record is from RefSeq and is a predicted model, not a curated record. Gene Ontology annotation, molecular function: 5'-nucleotidase activity.